AUGCUGAAUAAUCAUUUCGCAAUAGGAUGGAAUCUCGGAUCCAACACUGCGUUCUUGGAAAAGUGCUCGCCAUCAACGAUAAUACAGUCCACCUUCAACACUUCAAAGCCCAACCAGAUAGCAAUUGACGUUCGCUAUUGGAAUCCUGUAUCAACGUUAAGGCGUGUUACUACGUUCAAAGAUACAAUUAUGAUUUUUCACACUCAUUA
Funneliformis mosseae is the source of this 209-nucleotide messenger RNA. Lineage: Eukaryota; Fungi; Glomeromycota; Glomeromycetes; Glomerales; Glomeraceae. The record is from the annotation of a GenBank genome assembly.